CACAGUUACAGUUACUUGUUCGCAGUUGGGCUAUGUGUUACUGGAUAACAUCGACUACGACCUUGUACCAACGACAUGCAGAAGGAUUCUACGAAUAUUUUCAUCACUCAGUCAUCAUCAGCACAGUUGCAGAGACGUACGCACCUUCAGCACAACUUCAGCGGACAGAACAACAUCGACGCAAACACAGAAGAUACAUUGCAGAUAACCUGGGACAAAUGGACCUGGACAUCGUGAAGGACAUUUCAUGGACACCCGGAGUCUACGACCUUCUUCCAACAACAGAGGGAUUCUACGAACAUUUUCAUCACUCAGCCAUCAUCAGCACAGUUACAGAGACGUACGUACCUUCAGCACAACUUCAGCGGACAGAACAACAUCGACGCAGACACAGAAGAUACAUCGCAGAUAACCUGGACAUCGUGAAGGACAUUUUACGGACAUCCGGAGUCUACGAUUCUACAAACAUUUUCAUCCCGUCGUCAUCUGACGUCAUCAGCACAGUUGGGAACACAUCGAUCACAGAUCACCUAGCUGGGACGAAUCAACGGAACAACAGACGAAGGACGCAGCAACCGAGUGGUGGACAAGCAGCGGACAAGUGGCAAGCAUCGAGGGAUCAACAUAAUUGUGUUGUUUUGUGUUUUUUUUCAGGUCCCCCACAAUCUGGAUCACCACGUUGCCGUCGUGUGGGGGCUUGCGUACUCCUAUGAUUCUAAGUGCGAGGUCAGCAAUGGUAUAACCAUGCUGAACCAGCCAAAGAAGAGGAGUCGGACUAAGAGUGAUCCAAACCCGGCACCCGGGUGUUUUCAGGGUUUAGUAAUUGAUGUUUGUAGCAGUUUAUUUCAUGAUUAUUUGACGCCUUGUUGUCAAGAUUUUAUUGUAUCAUCGUGGUCAGUGAGGAGAACUUAUAGGCUAUGUAUGCCAUAGGUUUUAUGUCAUGGUGGUAAAAAAGAAUGAUUUUGUACAUUGUAUUUCGCGGUAUUUCCUGUGUAUUGUUCCAUAUUAUGUUCAGUGAAGGAAGUUUAAAUUAAUUAUGUUCUAGGAAUCUGUAUUCAUAGGAAGCGUUGUAUAUAGUAAACAAACUUCAUGAAUUUUCGUAUUUUGCUAUGAAAUUCUGUGGGACAGUAUGAUUAACUGCCCAUAGCUGUAACAUAAGAUAUUUGUUUGUGGUCUUAUAACAUAAACCAUGUUUGUGAUGUUGUGAAGAGUUGAUAAUAUAGAGAAUGUCGGUUAACAUAUA
Priapulus caudatus is the source of this 1243-nucleotide messenger RNA. RefSeq lists its product as uncharacterized. The transcript has 4 exons. The record is from RefSeq and is a predicted model, not a curated record. The coding region runs from base 33 to 713 and encodes 226 amino acids. NCBI's taxonomy places the organism in Eukaryota, Metazoa, Priapulida, Priapulimorpha, Priapulimorphida, Priapulidae.